Egretta garzetta (little egret) is the source of this 3325-nucleotide messenger RNA. RefSeq names its product RELT like 1 (gene RELL1). Bases 1 to 903 code for a protein of 300 amino acids. The transcript is spliced from 7 exons. Lineage: Eukaryota; Metazoa; Chordata; Aves; Pelecaniformes; Ardeidae. Gene Ontology annotation, biological process: positive regulation of p38MAPK cascade. The record is from RefSeq and is a predicted model, not a curated record. Gene Ontology annotation, cellular component: plasma membrane.
AUGGCUCACGGGGUAGAAACGCAUCAGAGAGGAUUGCCUCUGCUUCACCGUCUCUUUGCUGGGAGAUUGAACGUGGCUUGGCGCCUACGUUCGGGGAAUUCAGUGGACUGUGAUAGAGAGUUCCUCCAGGUUUUGUCAAGCUAUGGUGUACAGACAACUACUUUGACAACUAAAACUGAUGGCAAUGAUGGCAAGGCUGAACACCUAGAGUAUAUUGCCUUUGCAUUGGUUCCUGUUUUCUUCAUCAUGGGUCUCUUGGGGAUUUUCGUCUGUCAUGUCCUUAAGAAAAAAGGAUAUCGUUGUACAACAGAGGCUGAACAAGUAGAAGAAGAAAAACUUGAUGAAAAGAUAGAAAUGAAUGAAACUAUACAUGAGAAUAACGACACUGUGGGACAAAUUGUUAACUACAUUAUGAAAAAUGAAGCAAAUGCUGAUGUGUUAAAGGCCAUGGUAGCAGAUAGCAGUGUCUUUGAACCUGAAAGCCCUUUAUCUCCUGGCUCUCCUGGGAGUCCAACGAGUCCAGGGACUCCUUUGUCACCUGGUGUUGUUCCGUUUAAACACAGCUGCAAAGGCCAUCACUUCCAUACUGUUGGAGGAGUAGUAGAAAAGGAUGUUUGUACGCGUUGUAGCCACAAACGAUGGCAUCUUAUAAAGCCAGCUCACAAAUCUAAAGAGCACAGAAGAAGUCGUCUUGGAGAAGUUACGGUCCUUUCUGUGGGAAGAUUUAGAGUCACAAAAGUGGAGCACAAAUCGAAUUCCAAAGAACGGAAAAGCUUGAUGUCUGUUACUGGCGUGGAGAGUGUCAAUGGUGACAUGCCUGCCACGCCUGCAAAAGAGGAAGCGAGCGAAGCUCCUGCCGCGCCUGUGAAACAGGAGGUGCAAGAGAGGAGAAGCUCAGAGUAAACUGCAGGUGGAAAUUUUAGAAGCUUGUCUGCUAGCACUUUGAAGAAAACUGAAAACUCCCAAGAGAUGCAUACUAUUUAAGGACAUGUAUUUAUGGCACUGUAGCAUUUUAUAAGUUUUGUGAUGGCAUCCAUGCAAGGUUAAACACUUAAUGGCUUUUCACCAGUCAAAUCAGUAAGAUCUUGACACUUAAAUACUGCUGAGCUGUGUGGACCUUAUACCAAAUGUUGGGCUUCAUCUAGGAAAUAAAAAUACAGAUAAGAUUUUAGACAGGAAAUGUAAAAACCUUAUCAAAUAAUCUUAAUUUUUUUGUGCUUAGACAAGCAUUUUUAAUGAGCUCAAUAUUGUGAGUUAUGUGAUUACUCUAUGGAUAAACUGUGUUCAUUCCUCUGGUCCAUCGGGAUUUUUCUCCUCUGUUCUUCAACUCCAGAAUUGACGAGCAUUUGCUGAAGAUAAAACCAGCCUUUGGAAGACAAAAAUACUCUCUUAAUCUAACUGCUAGUAGCCAAGGAAAACAUACAAGGAAAUAAUUACAUCAGCCAAAAUCUCCAUGUGUGCCUUAAGUAUAUAAGCCCUUGGACUCUGUGAAGGGUACUUAGUAGCACAGAGUAGUUCAGCUAUAUGCAGAUGUUAAAUUACAUUGUUGUCUUACCUCCCUUACUUACAUCUUACUACUUAGCACAGGCUGAAGAGUGUCUUUUUCUAUGCAGUUGGGUGAGCUCUUGGGAAGGUUACUUUCCUUGAGGCCACUUGUUCUGGUAUUUUAUAACUACUCACUCAUAUUUGAACAGUGCCUAAUAGUUUUGCCUUUCUUUGUUUUUACCCACAGGUUCCUUAUUAAGCUCAGGCAACGUAUUUCAACCAUAAGAUAAGGAUAUGGAAUAUUUGGCAUAAAAAAUUUAUGGAGUGCAUGCUAAAGUACUUCAUAGUGGCUUUAUUGGACUGAGGGUAGCACCAAAAUCUUAAGCCAGUGUCACUCCCUUCAUGUUUUAAGUGUGACUUACUGCUAAAAAUACCAGUGAUGGUUUUGUGAUGUUAAUUUUUUGUGUCUGCUUAUGAUUUGUCCUAUUACUUGUUUUGGGGAGGGAUAUCUCUGCAAUACUUCAGCAAACUAGAAACUGAAAAAUAACAUUUGUUCUGAGUGCCUAAGAAUAUAAGCUCUAAUGUAAUGCAUUUUAAUAGAGAUUGCACUAUAUUCUGAGAACUAUAACUUAAUCUAUUUUAUGAACUCAAUGAAAAUCAGUGUUUAUUUUUAAAUUUGUUUUAAAUUAGUACUUUCAAUCCUUUUAGUCCAAGGGCUCUAAACUGUGUUUCUUCUUCAGAUCUGAGAAUCAGGUUUCUUUGUCAGUUUAUGCAGUGUUAAUCAAUGUGUGCAAGGAUAAACAUUAAUUUCUUGUUUAUGUAUUAGAUACUCCCGUGUCUUGUCAGGAAGCAGCAAGUUUAUUUCACGCUGGCUGAAAGUAUGUGCUGCUGAUGGUCCUACUUUUUGUACCCACAAGACACUGACUGGUCCUAUCAAUAUAUACUUUUCACUGAUGCUGUAUUUGGCAAAAAACCAAAACAACAACAAAAAAAAACCCAACCCCCCACCCACCAAAGCUCUGAAAAGAGUAAAUGGUUUAUUGUUCCUUUUAAAAUGGAUAUUUUUAGAGGUAAUUGUCUAUCCUUAAGAACCCAAAGUAACUGUUUGGCCAGGACUGGAACUUCAGUGUUUUGUGCCCCUGCUCCCGUUGAUUUAAACCUGGCUGAUGAAAUCACUUCAGUAUUUAAGUAUAGCAUAAAAACCACGUUCACCUUACAGGCAUACAUUUAAUAUUCUUGAUAUUUUUUCUUCUUCAAGCUCCACUUGAUUAUUUGUAUGAAGAGCUAAUAUUUCUAGAAGAAUUUAAUUAGUAUUGGUUAUAGUAGUUAGCUUUCAGUUUCCAAGAAACAGAGAUCUAUGAGUAUAAAAUGUUACUAGAUAAAAGGGAGUAUUGGGCAAAACCAAGCAUUUUCAAAUAAUUUUCAGAAAGGAGAUACACAGUUAUAGGCUGUCCCAAAAUAUCUUAAGAAAAAAAGUGGAAGGGGUUAUUCUGAUAAUACUGUGUUUUGAUACAUGAUGAUGGGUUAGUGUACUGCAAGUAAAUUUGCCAAAGGAUGGAAGAAACUUUAAACAGAAAUAUGUAUUUUUUUUACUUGAUUUAAAAGUAGUUUCUAUUUUGAUUCCAUUGGAAAUAUGUAGAAUAAAAGAAAUGAAAAUGUGUUGGGUAUGUAAAACAUUGUUUACCUUAUAAGAUACAUAAGGUAUUAUAAAGCAUGAUAUGUGCAAGAAUUUAACUUGUGCAUUGCUACUUCAAUAAGAGGAAUUAGAAACUGUACCUGUUUCAUUGCAUUUAACACUACACUCUGCUGUUUUAUAGGGGUAUGGAUACUGCCAUAUUAG